AUGGAAACCCCUGAUCGUACUACGGACAGUCAGGAGUCGACAUCUUCGUACCCACCGCCUAUGAUGUCCAGUUUCGCUCCGGGUAGUUACUAUCAGCAGCAGAGGACACCCCGCCGGGAUGCUCCACCGGAGCCGAGCCCUUCAACGAAGCCGGCGAGUUUUGUAAUUAACCUCGGUUCGAGUAAGCAGAAGCUGACGGACUUAGAAUUAUACCAAGUCGUGAGGAAAUUGCCGAAGCAGCCACAGAGCUAUUCUCUAUGCGACAGCGGUGGCUGUGCGGCGACGCUCUGUUAUGAGCGGUGGUCGGAGACGCUUGAGGUUAUGGAGCAUUUGUGGCGAACCAGGCUGGCCGGGAAGCUUUUGUUCUCGCCGGUGCUGAUACGGAAUGUGGACUUGCCAUCCGACAAGGUGGAGUUGGAGAAUCGGCUCAAACCCAUGUUUUAUCAGAGAGUGAGGGAGUUAAUAGACGGCGAGUUAGUUAAAAACUCCCGGAAGAAGUUGACGGAAGUAAUGGCGGUGGCAAAUGCCGUGUCGGUUCAGCUUCGAAAGCUGAAAUCUUUAGCUCUGUUGAAGAAGAAAGAGGCUUUGUUGGCCGAGCUGGAGUUGAUAAGAGAAAGGACCGAGGAGUUCAGGCAAGGAAUAAGGUGUGUGAAGUGUCAUCUUAAGCCGCCAUGUCCAGAAGAUAUUGAUGACUCUGAGGAGACUGUAUUGAAGCUGGAGGGAGAUUUCAAUUGGGACCGCUUACAUUCUCUAAUGAUGAGGGAGUGUAAAAGGCUCAAAGAUGGGUUGCCCAUUUUCUCUUUCCGCAACCAAAUUCUCAGGGAAAUUCGUCGUCACCAGGUCACUGUAUUGACUGGGGAGACGGGUUCCGGGAAGAGUACUCAAUUGGUUCAGUUCUUAGCUGAUUCAGGAAUUGGCGGAAAUGGUGCCAUAGUAUGCACACAGCCCAGGAAACUGGCUGCCGUCUCUUUGGCAAAGAGGGUUAAUCUGGAAUGUGUUGGGUGUUAUGAGGAUGAUUCGAUUAUCUGUCACCCGUCAUAUUCAUCCAGUUCCCGGUUUGAUGCAGGGACGAUAAUCUUUAUGACGGACCACUGCCUGCUGCAGCAUUACAUGAGUGACAACGAUUUGUCCAAGAUAUCGUGCAUUAUAGUUGAUGAAGCACAUGAAAGAAGCCUAAACACUGAUCUUCUUCUAGCAUUGAUGAAAGGUUUGCUUCAUCGGAGGCCUGAUAUGAGGGUCAUCAUUAUGUCUGCCACAGCUGAUGCAGAUCAGCUUUCAAAUUACUUCGUUGGGUGUGGAACGUUUCAUGUGAUUGGUAGGAGUUUUCCAGUUGACAUUAAAUAUGUUCCUUUUGAAUCUGAAGGUUGUUCUGGUGUGGUUGCUCCUUAUGUUUCAAAUGUUGUCAAGAUGGUGGGAGAUAUCCAUAAUAAUACCCAUAGAGAUGGAGCGAUUCUUGCAUUCUUGACUUCUCAAAUGGAAGUAGAAUGGGCUUGUGAGAAUUUCCAGUCGCCCUCUGCCAUUGUUUUGCCUUUACAUGGAAAACUCUCCAAUCAAGACCAGCAUAAAAUUUUUCUGGAUUUCCCAGGAAUGAGAAAGGUCAUAUUCGCUACAAAUGUUGCUGAGACAUCUUUGACGAUUCCCGGGGUCAAAUAUGUUGUUGAUUCUGGGUUGGUGAAAGAGAAAAGGUUUGAGCCUGGAAGCGGAAUGAAUGUUUUGAGGGUUUGCAAGACGAGUCAAAGUUCUGCAAAUCAACGAGCUGGGCGAGCUGGGAGAACUGAGCCUGGAAGGUGCUAUAGACUCUUCUCGGAAACUGAUUUCGAGACUAUGCCUUGCCAUCAAGAACCCGAAAUUCGCAAAGUUCAUCUCGGUAUUGCAUUGCUGAGGAUUCUUGCCUUUGGCAUAAAAGAUGUGCAGAGUUUCGAUUUUAUUGAUGCACCUAGCCCAAAAGCUAUUGAGACGACUAUCCAAAGUCUGAUUCAGUUAGGAGCCAUUGCUCAAAUUGACGACGGCUAUGAAUUAACUGCAGAAGGACUACAUAUAGUGAAGUUGGGUAUCGAGCCUGGGCUCGGGAAAAUGCUCCUUGAUUGCUUCCAACAUGAAUUGGGUAAAGAGGGUCUCGCCCUAGCUGCUGUUAUGGCUAAUUACAGCACCAUUUUCUGCAGAGUUGGCACUGAAGAAGAGAAACUAAAAUCCGAUCGCUAUAAGGUGCAAUUUUGCCAUCCCUUUGGCGAUCUGUUCACUUUACUCUCUGUGUACAAGGAAUGGGAAGCGGUGCCUCUUCAAAAGAGAAGUGGAUGGUGCUGGGAUAAUAGUGUCAACGCCAAAACUAUGAGGAGAUGCCGGGAGACUGUGCAAGAAUUGGAAGCAUGCCUUCGGAAUGAACUGAGAAUUGACACUCCAAGUAUCUGGCUUUGGAAUCCCCAAGUGCAUAGUGAACAUGAUGAUACGUUAAAACGUAUAAUUCUGGCAUCCCUUUCUGAGAAUGUGGCAAUGUACUCUGGGUAUGACCAGCUUGGCUAUGAAGUGGCACUCACCGGGAAGUAUUUCCAGUUGCAUCCUUCAUGUUCGUUGUUGAGUUUCUGUCAAAGACCGACAUGGAUAAUUUUCAGUGAAGUUUUGGUGGCAGCUAAAGAGUAUCUGGUUUGCGCUACUGCAUUUGACUUCAGCUCUCUAGCCACCCUUCAACCACCUCCAUCGUUUGACUUUUCGAAGAUGGACGCUCGAAGGCUACAGAAGAAGGUUUUGACGGGGUUUGGAAGCCUAUUAAUGAAGAAGUUCUGCGGGAGAUCUAACUGUAGUCUCAAUCAUCUUGUUUCUCAAAUCAGACUAUCGUGUUUGGAUGAACGCAUUGGCAUUGAGUUGAGGUUUGAUCGCAACGAGAUUAUAGUGAAUGCUUCUUCCGGAGACAUGGAGAGGGUUUUAGCGGCGGUGAAUGAAGCAUUGGAGCACGAGAGGAAGUUAUUGAGAAAUGAAUGUUUGGAGAAAUGCUUGCACAAUGCAGGACCUGGUUCUUCUUCAGCUUCUAUUGCUCUUUUCGGAGCUGGUGCUGAGAUAAAGCAUUUGGAGCUCGAGAAGAGAUGUUUGACGGUUGACAUAUUUCGUUCAAUUGGAAAUGCGGUUGAUGAUAAGGAGUUGGUGAUGUUUCUGGAGAGGAACUGUGGUGACAUAUGUACGAUCUUCAAGUUCUCGGGCAUAAGGCAAGAGAGGGAGGAGAUGGAAAAAUGGGGCAGGGUAACAUUUCUCACCCCCGAGGCUGCUAAUCUCGCUACCGCCUUAAACUUGGUUAAAUUUAAUGGUGGGUUACUGAAAUUUGUUCCUUCCAAGGGCGGUGAUAAACUGUUCUCAUGUCCUUUCCUUAGAGCAAAGGUUUAUUGGCCUCGUCGGGCCAGUAGAGGGAAAGCUAUUCUGAAAUGUGAUCCCAACGAUGUUUCUCUUGUUGCUGAUGACCUUUCUUAUCUAGAAAUAGGAGGAAAAUUCGUUUGGUGUGAGCCAAGCACUUGGUCCUCCGACCGGGUUGUUAUUACUGGAAUUGACAAGGACAUAUCCGAAACUGAGAUCUCCAAGGCCAUAAAUGAACUGACUGAGAGAAAAAUCCUGAGUUUGUUCAUCGUCAGAGGAACUCCAGUAGAAAACCCUCCACUCCUUGCUUGUGAGGAAGCGUUGUUGAGAGAAAUAUCCUCCUUGAUGCCCAAGAGGAUUCAUCUUUCCGCCCAGGUCUUCCAACCCGAACCUAAAGAUAAUUACAUGAGGGCUGUUAUUACAUUCGACGGAAAUCACCAUCUCGAAGCUGCAAAGGCCUUAGAAGAAUUGGAUGGGAAGGUGUUGCUUGGAUUUCUCCCAUGGCAGAAGAUAAAAUGCCAGCAGAUAUUCCAAAGCACCGUUUCUUGUCCUCCUGCUGCCUAUCAUGCGAUCCAGACGGAGUUGAAUGCCUUAGUAGAAAGACUCAACAAGAAUCAUAAAGGUGUUGAUUGCCGUCUUGAACGAAAUAACAAUGGUCCCUAUAGGGUUAAGAUAUCUGCCAAUGCUACAAAAACAGUGGUAGAAGUGAGAAAACGUUUGGAGGAGCUUAUGAAAGGGAAGGUGAUGGAACAUGAGGGCGUUACUCCCACAGUUCUGCAACUUCUGUUUUCUCGGGAAGGCAUCGAUCUUAUGAGGUCGAUUCAAUGGGAGACAGGAACCUAUAUUAUGUUUGACAGGCAUAACCUCGUUGUGAGAAUGUUUGGUUCUUCGAACAAGGUUGAUUUGGCACAGCAGAAAUUCGUGGGCUCACUCCUUGCAUUACAUGAGAGCAAGCAACUUGUGGUGCGUCUUCGAGGUGAAGGUUUGCCUCCUGAUAUGAUGAAGAGAGUGGUUGAUACGUUUGGCCCGGACCUUAAAGGGCUUAAAGAGAGGUUUCCUGUGGGGGAGUUCUACCUAAACACCCGACACCAUUGUGUUCGUGUCAAAGGUGGUACUAAAGACCUGUGCCAAAGAGUUGAGAAUGCCAUAUACGAGAUUGCCCGGGCUAGUGGCUCACAUGUUCAAAGGAACGACAACGAGGCAAGCUGCCCAAUCUGCUUGUGUGAAUUCGAGGAACGUUACGUGCUCGAAAGCUGUCUCCACGCCUUCUGUCGAUCGUGCUUGUUGGAGCAGUGCGAGUCAGCAAUCAGAAGCAGUGAUGGCUUCCCAUUGCGGUGUUUGCACAAUGGCUGCAAUGCUCCUAUCCUUAUCCCAGACAUAAAGUCUUUGUUGCCAGUCGAGAAGCUGGACGAGCUCUUCAGGGCCUCGGUUUCAGCUUUCGUGGCAAGCAACGCCUCGUACAGGUUCUGCCCUUCACACGACUGCCCUUCCUUUUACCAUAUCACAGACUCGGAUUCUCCCUCGGGGUCAGCAUUCGUGUGUGGAGUGUGCUACACGGAGACAUGUACUAGAUGCCACCAAGAGUAUCAUCCAUACCUCUCGUGCAAAAAGUACAAGGAGUUCAAAGACGAUCCAGACUCGUCGUUGAAGGAGUGGGCCGAGGGGAAGGAGAACGUGAAGGCGUGCCCGGUUUGUAAGUGCACCAUUGAGAAAGUGGAUGGGUGCAACCACAUCGAAUGCCGGUGUGGGAAACAUGUUUGCUGGGUUUGCUUGGAGUUCUAUGAAGCCAGUAAUGAAUGCUAUAACCAUUUGAGGUCUGUUCAUUUGAGCAUUAAUGCAUAACUUGAAUCAUGGUUAAGUUAGCUCUCUGUAAAUCUCUUGUAAAUUAGACAUAUAUCUAUACAAUUCAAUCAUACACCCCUCCCCUAGCUAAGCAGUAGGGGAAAUCAGAAAUGCAAUUGAUAUCAUCUUUUCUCCAUCUCUGUGUCUUUACAAAAAUGUGCUGAUUGAGAUAUUAUAUGAUAUAUUUCAUCUUUACAUAUACAGGUUAUAAAUAAAAGUAAGUAAUUAGAUUAAAU
Messenger RNA from Ipomoea nil (Japanese morning glory), 5417 nucleotides. RefSeq names its product ATP-dependent RNA helicase DEAH11, chloroplastic-like. Gene Ontology annotation, molecular function: zinc ion binding; ATP binding; RNA binding. The transcript is spliced from 3 exons. Gene Ontology annotation, cellular component: catalytic step 2 spliceosome; intracellular anatomical structure. The coding region runs from base 1 to 5181 and encodes 1726 amino acids. The record is from RefSeq and is a predicted model, not a curated record. NCBI's taxonomy places the organism in Eukaryota, Viridiplantae, Streptophyta, Magnoliopsida, Solanales, Convolvulaceae. Gene Ontology annotation, biological process: spliceosomal complex disassembly.